AUGGCUGCGGCUGACCCGUCGCGCAAGCGCAAGCGUGACGACGACGGACCGCCGGACACCAAGAGGGCACACAGCCUGGCAUCUGCUGCGGCCGCAAGCAGCAGCAACACCGACAAUUGGCUGCUGCAGGUCCCGCGGCACAUGCGCCGGGUGGCGCAGACAACUGCCUCACGGAUCACCACCCUCGUGCUCGAGCAUAGGCUGCACGCCGUCUCCAAGACCUCAGACAUCACCGCCCUGCGGACCCGAUCGGCUGCCGACGCUGCGCUCUUUCGCCACUUUAUGGGCGCACUGGUGUGGGACGAGGCCGUCAUCGCCAUUGUUCUCACUGCCGUGCUGGCUGCUGUCCGCCCGAGGUCAAAGCUACUGACAACCGCAGCAUCGGCGACGACGUCGUCGGCCAUCGCCGCAGCCGCCGCCAAUGCCCCGCUCGCCGCGCACAUAGCCUCGCUCACCGCUCGCACCUCGUCGUCGCUGGCUGAGACGCUGGCCAAGUCGGGCGUGAAAGUGCCGCCGCCGACUGCGGCAUCUCUUGCGCCGCCUACGUCGUCAAGCACUGUCGCCUCACAUCUCGUCGAUGGCUCGGCGCCGUACGUGCUGGCGCUCAUCGAGCUUGUUCGCGGGUGCGCCAAACAGGUUCUGCUCCUUGCGCAGCCGCUGGUCUCGUGCCUGCAGGAGGCGAUCAACGUUGCGGCGAGCAGCCCUGGCGCCACGCCUUGGGUCGCUGCGCCACUGCAGGCGCGCAUGCCCGACUCGCUGCUGCCGGCCAUGACGCUGAAUGGUCUGUGCGCGCCGCGGCUGGUGCACGACGCGGCGCUCCUUGCCCCGCAACUGGUUGCGGUCAACGCGCUCAUGUCGACAGAGCUUCCGCCGAUUGUGCUGUACGAGGUGGAGGAUGACGUCGAGGCCGGAAGCCCGUGCGCGCGCGAGUCGUGGCCGGCGCUGUUCUCGCGUAUCGGCCCGGUUGUCGCCUUCCGGGCUGCGUCGGAGCGGGCGUCCGACGCAAACAUGGCACUCUUUCUCGACGGCCUGCUCCGCGAGACAGCGCGAGUCUUCCCCGGCCCGGUCCUCCUUGUCGCCCGCUCCGAGUCGGUCCUUCCGCUGACCAAAGCACUGGCUGGCGCGUGCGUCGAGUCUGGCACCGCCAAGCUGGUCGCCGGCGUGGUGGCCAUCAGCCUGCCGGCCGGCCCGGCAGACGAUACCGAGCACCUGGCAGCGCUGCCGGUUCCAGUCCUCGCUCUUCAUGGCGCCAACGUGCUGCCGCACUUGUACGACGUGGCGGCACUCGCCAGCGUGCCCAACGUCACGCUCAAGAUCGUGGCCGACGGCGAUGCCAACCUCGACCGCUGCGACUCGUUCCUCCGCCGUCACGCGCUCUCCCAGUCGAUGGCCCGCCAGCGCGUCCUCUCUGCCGUCCUGCACUUUGUCAAGACGGAGACCAAGGUUUACUCGUGACUCUCCAUCGCAUCGCUCGCCUUUGCAAUCGCAGCCUCAGUGCGGCCCGGCGUGGGCGUGCCCGCACUCGGCGAAAGCGGUCGCGGCGACCGCCGCCGACGCGACCGCCGCAAACGCCGGGCCGCGGCGCUGGGUCAUGCACCCUGUUGGGGUGCAGAUUGUCACCACCUUGCCAAACUCCUCGUCCGGCUCGGCGUAGCUCGCCAAGUCCGGCGGAAAGGCAAAGCCGCUCUGCAGCGUCUGCGAGAGCGGUGGGAUAAAGUUCUUCUUGCGCGAGA
Messenger RNA from Thecamonas trahens ATCC 50062, 1733 nucleotides. RefSeq lists its product as uncharacterized. The record is from RefSeq and is a predicted model, not a curated record. Bases 1 to 1455 code for a protein of 484 amino acids. Lineage: Eukaryota; Apusomonadida; Apusomonadidae. The transcript has a single exon.